Molecule: messenger RNA, 594 nt
Organism: Thelazia callipaeda (thelaziosis nematode)
Lineage: Eukaryota; Metazoa; Nematoda; Chromadorea; Rhabditida; Thelaziidae
Source: the annotation of a GenBank genome assembly
AUGAUAACUGACGCGCUAGACAAAUAUGAUGCUGACAAAACAGGAAAAGUUGAUUAUGCACUCGAAAGUGCUGGGGCGUCUGUUAUUAGUACACGUUGUACUGAACCAUAUAAGGAAAAUUCGCGAUUAGAAUCAAUUUUUGGUAUUCCACUUUGGUACUCCUCAUAUUCACCAAGGGCUGUUAUUCAGUAUCGUCCAUUAGCAGCUGGAGAAUGCUGGGCUUUUCGUGGCAAAGGAUAUCUAACAAUACAGUUAUCACAUCCAAUUUAUAUUACAGAAGUAAGUUAUGAACAUCUACAUGCAACAUUGCACCCAGAAGGAGUCUUAAGAAGUGCACCAAAAUUUUUCCGAGUCUUUGUAAUUAAUGAUUUCAAAUCAAAAUUUUUGAUUGGCGAAUACGAAUACGAUAUCAGUGGAAGAGCUUUACAAACCUUCAGAACACAGGUUCAUUGUUUUAAUACCACAUCAGAGUUCCUUAAUUGGAUGAACUAUGGAACUUUAUUCAACUUUAGUAAACUUUUGCAAGUGUUAUUUCUAAUUACAUCUCUGAAUCACUGUAGUGUUUUAACGUCACCGCUUGUGAGUAAAAAAUAA